AUGUACUUGGAUAGCAAUGAGUUGACUGGAGUUAUCCCAAAUACAAUUGGAAAGUUAAAAAAUCUCGAACGUAUAUAUCUGGAAUACAAUAGACUGGAAGGGUAUAUCCCAACUGAUAUUUGCCAGUUAAGUAAGCUGGGGGAUAUCUACAUUAGUCACAACAUGAUCCGUGGAGCCAUACCAGCAUGUUUUGGUGAACUCAAAUCACUACAGAGAGUUUUCUUGGAUUCAAACAAUUUGACAUCUACCAUUCCAUUGAACUUUUGGAACCUGAAUGACCUUGUAGGUUUGAACUUAUCCACAAACUCUUUCAAAGGCUAUUUACCAUCAGAGAUCUCUAAUCUGAAGGUUGCAACAGACGUGGACUUAUCAUGGAAUCAAUUUUCAGGAGAUAUCCCCAGCAUAAUAGGCAGGGCGCAAUCAAUAGUUUACCUUUCUUUGGCACAUAAUAGAUUGCAAGGUACUAUUCCUGAAUCUUUGAGUAACUUGAUAAGCUUAGAGACAUUAGAUUUGUCGUCCAACAACUUGUCCGGAAUGAUUCCAAAGUCUCUCGAGGCAUUGAGGUAUCUCCGACACUUCAAUGUCUCUGUGAAUGAAUUGGAAGGAGAAAUUCCAUCAGGUGGAUGUUUUUCAAAUUUCAGUGCUGAAUCUUUUAGGCAAAAUCCUGAGCUAUGUGGAGUAGCUCGGCUGCAUGUUCUGCCCUGCCGGACAAAACAUUCCAAGUCAAAAAGUGUUUCAUCUUUGAUUAAAUAUGUUGUUCCCCCUCUCUUGUCAACAAUUCUCAUGGUGACUGUUGUACUUAUAUUGAUAAGAAAACGGAACCAAUACGUAAAGAUGAAAAUGGAGGAAUCACAGCUUGCUGCAAUUCUUUCACCUAAUGCAUACUUGAGAAAUGUUUCAUAUCUUGAACUUGGAAGUUACGGUUCAGUUUAUCGAGGGGAACUCAACGAUGGAACAGAUGUAGCUGUAAAAGUUUUUAACUCAUUGACAGAAGAAGCAACCAAGAGUUUCUAUGCUGAAUGUAAGAUAUUGAGCAAUAUCCGUCACCGAAACCUUACAAAAAUCCUUAGUUGUUGUAGUACCACAGACUUCAAAGCUCUUGUAUUAGAUUACAUGCCAAAUGGUAAUCUUGAGAGGUGGUUACAUUCCCAAGAUUAUUGUUUAAGUAUGCUUCAGAGAUUGAACAUAGCAAUAGAUAUUGCUUCAGCUUUAGAAUAUCUUCAUUGUGGUCUAACAACUCCUAUUGUACACUGUGACCUGAAGCCUAACAAUAUCUUAUUAGAUGAAGAUAUGACUGCACAUCUUUGCGAUUUCGGGAUCGCAAAAAUUUUUGAGCAAGACAUGCAUAUGGCUCAAACCAAGACACUAGCCACCAUUGGUUAUAUGGCACCAGAGUAUGGAACUCAUGGGAUAGUUUCAACAAGUGGAGAUAUCUACAGCUAUGGCAUUAUAUUGUUGGAAAUGUUUACAGGAAAAAAACCAACUGAUGAUAUAUUCGGGGAAACAAUGAACUUGAAAUGUUUCGUGGGCGAAAGCUUAUGUAGAAAAUCUUUAAUGGAAGUUCUGGAUUCUGAUUUGAUUAGAGAUGUUGAACAGUUCUCUGAAGUAGUACAACAGUUUGUGUCAUCUAUCUUUUGUUUGGGAUUGGAAUGUCUGAAAGAUUGUCCUGAAGACAGAAUGAGCAUUAGUAAUAUUGUGGAUAGCCUUAGAAAAGCUAAAAUUGAAUAUUUAGCAAUUAGAGGAAAGGCAGAAAAGGUGGUGUAA
Molecule: messenger RNA, 1764 nt
Organism: Solanum tuberosum (potato)
Lineage: Eukaryota; Viridiplantae; Streptophyta; Magnoliopsida; Solanales; Solanaceae
Product: LRR receptor-like serine/threonine-protein kinase EFR
Exons: 3
Coding region: 1-1764 (587 amino acids)
Biological process (GO): protein phosphorylation
Molecular function (GO): protein binding; ATP binding; protein kinase activity
Source: RefSeq, a predicted model, not a curated record